AUGUUCUGUGGCGAGUGCGGCAGUCGGUACGACGACGCGACCUCGCGCUUCUGCGCCGAGUGUGGCGCCCCGCGCGAGAUGGACGAAGUUGCGCCUGCCAUCGUGGCUCCAACGGCCGCCUACACGGCCCCGACACCUGCCUACACCGCGCCGACGCCGACGUACACGGCCCCGACGCCUGCCUACGUUGCCCCGACACCGCCCAACGUGGCGCCGGUGCCCACAUAUGAAGCCCCAAUGCCCGCGUACACCGCUCCGCCCGCUGCGCCACUACUCCGCCCGACGGUCGUUGUGCCAGCGCUCGCGCCAGCAUGCGUCAAGUGCGCGACGCCAUUCGUGGACGCGGCCGAGAUGUUUUGCGGCGAGUGUGGCUACCGUCGGCAAGCGUCACCACCAAGCGCUGCACCGACCACGGUGUCACCGCCCGUGGUCGACGACGAUGACGACGAUCUCUUUGGCGGUCCUGCACCGUCGUCGUCGGUGGCUGUUGUCCCGCCCAUGGCCUCGAUGCCACCGCCCGAGUCGGCCGCGCCCAAGCCCGCGUUCACGACGAGCUUUCCAGGCGCCUCGCUCGCCGCUGCCCAGCUCGCCGGGCUCACGCUCAAGGCGUCGACGGCGGAGCCCGCCGUGCUGGACACGCAUGGCACGGGCGAAGGCAUCUCGUUCCGCACGAUCACGAAAGCCCACGACAUGGACAGCUUGAGCUUGCGUCAAGCGAUGUCAGCGACCAUGGACCGCAACCGGUCGAGCCCGGAUCAAGUGACGCACAACUACCACUCGUCCAAGGUCAACGCCAAUAUUACGGUGCAUCACAACAUGCAAGUGGUGUCGGAAGAAGAGCAGUGGUACUCGUCGCGGUCGGCGCCCGACGGGCCGCAAUGGCUCGAGCUUUUGCGGCAGCACCGCCAAAACAAGACCCAAUUCACCGACCCGCAGUUUCCGCCGACGACCGCGUCCUUGUACCGAGACCCGGCAAACCCCAACACGUUCCCCGGCACAACGCCGCUCGACGCGAUCGUGUGGAAAUGGAAGCGCAUCAGCGACUUCUUCUCGACCAACGCGUAUGUGGAAGUGACCAUGGUCGACGACGACAAGAAGCUCGUGUCGGGGAUUGCCGUCAAGUCGGCGGCCGAGGCCGAGUCGAUGAUUGCGACCAUUCGGGAGCAGCGCGACGUGUCGGUCGAUGCGCGGUUCCUCCUUCGGGCGACCGAGGCAGUCGAGCUGGCGCUCACGCACAAGAAGCGCGAGCACAUGCUGCUGCUGACGACGUCGUUGAUCCAGCACAUGUCCGAGUACGUCGACGGCGUCCAGAAGUACGAGCUCCUCUGGCAGCGCAGUCUGUUGGACCAAAACAAGCCUCUCGUGUACCAAGGCGUCGGGUCGCCGUGCGGGUAUCGCCUCGACGGCAAUGGCAUUUCGCGCGUCUCGGUGCUCGUGCCUGUGCAGUUCCAAGCGCAACACGUGUGCGUGUUUGACCGGCACAAGCGUGACGUGGCCGAGUGCAAGGCCGGGCGACUCGCCGACGGGUACCUCUUUGGUGCGCUCUCGAUGCUAUCGACGUCGCCGACGCUCGUGGCCCAGUUGUUUCCGAUGCUGACGCCCGACCUCGUGGAUCCGGCACAGCGCGACCCGGACGUGCCGACUGCGUUUGCGCUCGAGCAGCAGUACAACGAUGAAGGCGUCUACUGCGUGCGCUUCUGGCGCAACCACAAGAGCUAUCUGGUGAUUGUCGACGACUACAUUCCGUGCUCGCAGUACGGCAAGCCCGUGUUUGCGUCCUUUACCGGGUCGCCGUCCCGGUUUGAAAUUUGGUCAAUGCUCGUCGAGAAGGCGUACGCCAAGCUCCAUGGCGGCUACGACGCGAUCCUUGGUGGCCAAGAUGUCUACUGUCUCCAAGACCUGUGGGGCGGCAUUCCCACCACCCUUUCGACGACGCAACUCCCCAAUGCCGAGGCCGCGUACGCCUACUUGACCCAGUCGCUGCACCAAGGCAACCUCCUCGGCUUUUGCAACGACCAAGCCGAGACAUCGCUGCCGCUGGGGCUCAAGGCCGGGCACACGUACGGCGUGCUCCGCCUCGUCGAGCUGCAUGUCGACGGAUCGACGCAGUACCUGGUGCAGCUGCGCAACACGUGGGGCGACAGCGACAAGGACGUGGUGCCGAUGCGCGUACCGUGGACGAAAGGCUCGGCCGAGUGGAGGCGCGUCUCGCUGCGUCAGAAGCAAGACGCGGGCUAUACGCUCAACCCCGACUUUACGGUGUGGCUGCCGCUCGACGCCUGCCUCGCGUUCUUCUCGUCGCUCUUCGAGUCGAAAAACUUGUACCAGUUUCCGACUGCACAUGGUGCGCCGGUUCAAGCGGGCGGCCCGGUGGUCUCGGUGCACAUUGUGUCGGGCGCGUGGACAGCGGCAACCUGCGGGGCCCGCAAGGCCGUGCACCUCAACCCGCAGUACCAGCUCCUAGUGCCAGCGCCAACGUCGCUGGCGGUGCAUCUGGAACAACCGUCGCGCCGACUGCACAUGCAAAAGGAGUACGCGUGCUUUGUGGCGCCGAUCGUGACGGGGCGUGCGACGCCGGCCCAGCGCAAGCUCGACAUUGGCCAUGACGUGGUCGCGACUGGCACGUUCAUCUCGAACCGCAGCUGCUUCCUCGGCGUACCCGAACCUCUGCCAUCGGACACUUACGUGGUCAUCCCCGCCACGUACGAGCCGUUCGAGACGUCGUUCCAGCUCGCAAUCUUUACGAGUGCGCCGGUUGCGCUCUUGCCGAUUGCCGACAAUGACAUUCCGCACUGCUGUGUGUGCCAAAAGCCGCUCACGGGCUCGUACCGGACGUUUGAGACCAAGGACGGUGUGCGCCACGUGUGCAAGGAGCCCUGCACAGAGAUCUACCGUCAGCAGCACACGGCCGUCUGUGUCGACUGCGGGCUGCGCAUCGAGGUGGUGCCGGGGCAGUUCUCUGGCCGUCUCUAUACGCUCCCAGACGGCACGACGUGCCAUGCCGAGUGCAUUGAUGCGUAUCGCAUUCGCACCGCCGAGAGCUGCGGCCACUGCCACAUGGCCAUCACGCCGAUCCCAGGUAUUUGUAUUUCAAAAAUGGUGCAAACUGGUGCAUAA
This is a messenger RNA of Saprolegnia diclina VS20, 3117 nucleotides long. RefSeq lists its product as hypothetical. The coding region runs from base 1 to 3117 and encodes 1038 amino acids. Gene Ontology annotation, cellular component: cytoplasm. Gene Ontology annotation, molecular function: calcium-dependent cysteine-type endopeptidase activity. Gene Ontology annotation, biological process: proteolysis. NCBI's taxonomy places the organism in Eukaryota, Oomycota, Saprolegniomycetes, Saprolegniales, Saprolegniaceae. The record is from RefSeq and is a predicted model, not a curated record. The transcript has 12 exons.